GAUCGGAAAUGGUGCUCGAACAACAUGGUAGAAAUGUGAUGUUAGUAUCGGGGCGCUAGCUAAAUUUACAGGGUUACAUAAAGGGUGUUAAAGAAGUCAUUUGCUCCAGAACUGUAGAAAACAUACCGAAAUACAAUUACUAUUUUAUUGUACACAUGUAGCUUUCUUUUUGGGUCAACUAAUGUCUAAAAUCGGCACCUGAAAUGUCUAAACCCGCACUAUCAUCACUUCACCAAGCGCUGAGGAAAAGCUUCAAGACUCUAGAAAACAAUCAGACCGUAUGGAAGAGUGUGUUGGCCGAGUGCAGCCCUCUAAUGGUGUCUCUCGGGAAUUUGGCAGAGCAGUCCAGAGCGCUGUCCAACGUCCAAAUCUCCAACACACCGCUCAGAGAUUUCCCUGAUCUGGAGGAUCGACUGCGUUUUAAGCUCUUACAAGCCACAGAUACCGUACUGGGCAAACUCAACGAGAAGAUGUCUUCUCUCCAGUCUGUCCGAGAUGCCAUCAGUAACCAGGUCUCUGCAGUCGUCCAGCUGUUUGAGCAGAACACAGACAGUCUGGAUGUGCUUGCUGUAACUGAGCGCUCAGCCACCACCCCGUCUAUCGCUGACAUGCUGGAGUGGCUGCAGGAUGCUGAGCGUCACUAUCGGCAACAAUUUCUGAGGAGGAAAACUCUGCUUCAGACACUGAGACCAGACAAUAUCUCCCUUUUAGAAUCUGCUCCCAAGAGAUGGAAAUCCUUAGAGUCUCCCAGUGCAGAAGACUGCAUCACAGAUACACUUUGCAAGGUGUCCUUCUUCAUGGAGUCUCAAUGAAGGAUCGUAAGCUUGACUCAGACCAGCUUGUGAUUGUGGCAGCAUUUUUACCAGGAAGAUGGAAGAGAAAAACUGAAUUAGCAUCACUAAAACUACACCGACUAAACAUACAUGUUUAAAUUUGCUGGAUGCUCAGAUGCCAGGAUGAGGACUUUUAUUUGGUUGGGUAAAAUGUCUCCGGAUCUGUUCUUGGAUGGGAAGUAUUUGUAUGCACCAGACUGUGUAUACAACACGAAGAGGAGAAUCACCACAUAUCAAAAGAUGCCUCUAUCCACAAAAGGACAUUGUGGCAUCAUUUCGUAAAAUCACUGUACCAUUUUGUUGUCUGUGAUGGCAAAAAUGGCAAAGCAAAUAUAUUUUUCAGAAAAAUCCAGUGCACACAAGGAGAAAGACAGCUCCAACAUACAGUAGUUAGUUAAGCACACUUUACCAAACAGAUUUUAUUUCACAAUUUUGUUGUAUGCAAACUCAGUCAAGGCUUUAUGUGUCAAACCAAGAGGUAAUGACAUUGUCAAAUAAUAAAUGAAUGAGAAAUCACUGCAAUCUUCACAACAGAAGCCAUCAUUAAAGCCAUCUUAACAUUU
Molecule: messenger RNA, 1396 nt
Organism: Lates calcarifer (barramundi perch)
Lineage: Eukaryota; Metazoa; Chordata; Actinopteri; Centropomidae
Gene: airim
Product: c19h1orf109 homolog (H. sapiens)
Exons: 4
Coding region: 204-812 (202 amino acids)
Cellular component (GO): nucleus; cytoplasm
Source: RefSeq, a predicted model, not a curated record